AUGACCUGGACGCAAACCGAGUCGCCAGCCCUAAACUUCAGUUUAGAAAGAGAACCGCCUGAAAACUCGGAAAUCCUCUAUUCUAUCCGAUGGCUGUGGGGCUCCGUUGCACAGCUCGUUGCAUUUGUACAAGCGUUACACAAAGUCCUAGGCAUAUUCCUGUUUCCUUCUAAAGAUCGCCUCCGUGCGGUCUGUUUGCUUGUCCCGACCUAUGUUCUACAAGACCUCUCUCGCAUCUUCGCAACUAUUCGCAAAAGCGCCUAUUCCCUCAUUCUGCGAUGGAACGGGUUCAUCGAAGAUACUCAGAACUGCACAAGACAGCGAUGGCUCGCUUUCUUAUGGAGAGCCGUCCAGGCAAUAUACGAGUCCAUAAGCGCUUUUCUCCUAUCUUUUACUAUGUGUCGAUUCUACGCAGUCUGCAUCCUCCUUCCUGUCUAUAUUUCGCAGCAGCUUUAUCGUCGUCUGCCAACAAUUCCUCGAAACUUCCGCUGCCUUAUCUCCCGGUGGAAUAAGCUCAUCGGCGAUACAGAAGCAUACAGACGGCAGGGCUCGGUGCAGGCUCAACUCCAGCUGGAAGGGAAAUAUAUUUUCCCUGAAACUGAGGUCAUUCGAGUCAAUCUGUCUGGGAAAAUGUGGAUAAAUGGGAUCUCGUGGCACGACAAUGUUGAAGAGUUUGUUGUCUGUGGGGCAAGAGCCAGAUACAUUCAUCUACGGCCGACUGCGAACGGUGCUGCGAAUGGCAGCCAUUCGAGGAAAAGGCCCAUCGUAUUUCUACACGGGAAUAGGGGUUGGAGCUAUAUGUGGAGAAAGGUUAUGGCCAAACUUCUCCUAGAAGGGCACGAGCUUUUUGCUCUCGAUUGGCUCGGCCAUGGACUGAGUGACAAGCCUGUCCAACGGGAUGCUAUGACAUUCGAGCUGCAUAUUCGGACAUUGACUGCCUUUGUCAACCAUGUCGAGCUUGAUAAUGCUAUCUUGGUAGCGCACCACUGGGGCGGAUGCGUGGCUCUGUCAGCCAUCCCUUCCCUCCCCUCAUCGUCAAUCAGCGGCCUUUUCCUGAUCAAUUCCUUCAUACCCCCACGCCCUCGCGAGAUCAGCAUCCACUGUCACCUUCUCCACGCAGUCUGGUUCCUGCUAACCGCAGUCCUCGACGGCUAUGCAUCCCAAUCCAGCAUUGCGCGCUUCAUAUCUCCACAUAUCUCGGAGCGGGAUGUCGAAUGCUACGAGGCUCCCUACCAGGAUCUGCCUGCAGCAACCAGAUCCAGCGCCGAGCGCUUUUCCCGCCAUGCCCCUGGCAUACCACACUUUAUUUUAAGAAAACUUCGCGAAACACAAGGGUGGAAGUUAUGUGAAGGCAUCCUCGGUCCUAGGAAUUUCAGCGACUUGAACGCGCUGGCACUUUUGUCUGAAAGGGAUGACUUUGUCAGAUCCUACUGGCAAAGCAAGCGCGAGGAGGAUCUGGAUGAGGGCAUGGGGAGCAAGUUGAAAACGGCCAUUGCCUUCGGUGCGCGAGAUCCAUUGUUGAAGGAUUAUAAGGAUGUUCUGGUGCGUGUUGUUGGUAAGAAUAAUAUGGUUGAUUGGGCGCCAGACGGGAUCUGGCUCCCUAAUGCUGGGCACUAUCCUAUGGAGGAUAGCCCGGAUGAUAUUGCACAGUUGAUAGCCAGGCUGUGUUGA
Molecule: messenger RNA, 1671 nt
Organism: Aspergillus puulaauensis
Lineage: Eukaryota; Fungi; Ascomycota; Eurotiomycetes; Eurotiales; Aspergillaceae
Exons: 3
Coding region: 1-1671 (556 amino acids)
Molecular function (GO): catalytic activity
Source: RefSeq, a predicted model, not a curated record